UUUCGACCUGGGCUGUCAUCGUCUGUCCGUCUGUUCAGGAUUUACUCAAGAUUAGAUGUGCUUGGUUAGGUGGCAAAUCUGUCAAAAGGGUUUGCCCUUGUGAUGAGAAAUUUCGUUGAGUUAUGAGAUUUGAUCAAUAUUUUGGUAGAAUACAGUGAAGUAUUCUUAUAGUGAUACAACAAACUCUUAUUAAUUAUGGCAAACUUUUUAAUUUAUAACAAACUUUUAGUUUAUAAAUCUAAUUGUAAUGAAGUACCAAAAUUAUUAACCAAACUUAAUUUUAGAUUCUCAGUAGACAGAGUAAUUAGGCGAUCUUUAUCAUUGCGCCACAAAGAAAAUUGUUAUAGAAGUACAUCGUACCUACAAAUUCACCACAAAUAUUUAGAGAUCUGUGAAGAGUGGAGUAGUGUAUGAUGGGGAGAACUUGGAGACGGAGGUGCAGAAGAAAAUGUUCUACAGAUCAAGUGGUCUCUUUGGGACAAGACAAGAAGUUUCAGCAGCUGGUGCAAUGGAUGAAACACAACGGCUGGAGUCAGGUCGGGCGACUCGCUCCCACAGACUUCCCUAGCACUGGCCGGGGACUCAAGGCUCUGCAACACAUUUCCAGUGGAGAUAUCUUGGCCACCAUCCCCGGUAAACUUUUAAUGACAGUGGAAACUGCAUCCAAAUCUCUGUUUGGUGACGUGUUCAGAAGAAAUAAAUUGUUAACUCAACAAGUGCUUGCGGCUCAUAUUGUGUUUGAAAAGCAUCUCGGGGAGAAAUCAUUUUGGGCAAAUUAUAUUAGUUCCUUGCCGGAGGAAAUAAAGACUCCUGUUUUUUCGUCUAGUGCUGAAAUUGAAGCCCUUCCAGAACAUCUGUCGAGUAAAUUGAAUACUUAUAGAAGUAAUGUGUCAGAACUUUUCAGAAUGUUAGCGGAAUCUAUGACGUCUGUUGAGAAAUGCUCCCAUUGUGAUAUGUACUUUAUCCCAAAUCCUUACAGAGGACUGUUUUUUGUGGGCGUGGUUUAUAAUAAACUCUCGAGCGGUAUAUAUUAGUCCAGAACACAAUAGCGACCAUGAUUUAAUACUUUCAGAUAAAAAUUGUCUAGCUUUAGCUCCUUACUUAGAUAUGUUCAAUCACUCAAAUGAUGCCAAAGUACAAGCUUUUUUUAAUGAACUUGAUGGCUCAUAUCAAAUAAGGACUUUAGCACCAUACAAGAGAUUCAGUCAAGUUUUCAUACACUAUGGAGAUCAUUCAAACUUAAAACUCUACUUAGAAUACGGGUUUAUCAUGCCCAAAAAUAUUCAUGAUAUUCUACCACUAACAUUUGAUGAUGUGUAUUCCACUAUAAUUGGUGUACAACAAAGAAAUAACGUUUCUAAGAUGACAUACUGUUUCUUAAAGUCACACGAUUUGUUGAAAAACAUACACUUAAGUGCAGAUGGCAUGUCAUGGAGUGCAAAAGCAUUGGUAUAUGUUUUACUUUUUUCAGACAAAAUUGACCCGAAAACUAUUCAGUUAAAAGUGUAUUCUAGUAAUUUUACUGAAAGUGAAAUGAUUGAAAUUUUUAAAAUUGGAACAAUUUUAGUACAGAAUAAGCGUGCUCAAGUAAAACUAUUGCUUCAGAAUAUGAUUGAAGCAAAAGAUACUAAAUUCUCUGGCAAUGUUUCUGGAAGUUUUAUCUUAGCCAUUGAUCUGUAUAAUGAAUACUUAGAAGUUCUGAGUGAGUGUGAAAAAUCAUUGACAUUAUAAGACUGAUAUUCAGCCUUUGAAAAAGAUAUUUUUCUUAUAUAUGUGAUGAAUAUUUUAAAUGGGUAUUUAUCGAUUUAAUUGUUAUUUGUGAUUGAGAAAACUGUGUAACUAAUGUUUAAAACAUUUUUUCAUGUACAUUACAUCUUCAGUUUCUUUCACUUCAUUUAAGUCCAUUACAUUAAAAUAAAGCAAAUUUUCUUCUUUUUUGUUGUAGUAAAAUUUAUUUACUAAUUGAACUAUAAAUAAAACACAUUUUAAUAACUGUAAUUUUUUUAAAUAUGUAUAUACAGUGUGGUCUCUAUUUAAUUCGUGUAACCCCUUACAAAAUAUCCUUGUAUUGUGAUUUAAGGAGAGAACAUCAAUCAUGAACAUUCAUUGCAACAAAUUCCUAUAUAACAAACAUAACCUCUUAGUAACUAAUUCUUAAUGUUUCCAAUCCAUUUAUUAAAUAUUUAUUAAAAAAAAACUAUAUGGAUUGUAGUGACUUUAGGUAUGUCUUGACAUGAAACGAAUAACAUCUAUUUCGUACACAUUUUUCUGCAGUUUAACACACUCCUGCUCCCAGAGAGAUAUGUUUGGAAUGUUUGGAGACCAAUCAUUUUGAAUGUUCCCAUCUAUUCUAAUCAGCAUAGAUAGGCAGCCUUAGUUUUUGAAUUCCGAACUGAUCUUCCAAGGCUUAAUUAACAAACUUGAUUCGAUCUUUGCUUCUUUCAUUUAGCAGAUUAUUUUGUGCAAGAUAGACAGAUUAAGCGUUUUUUUUUUUUUAAUAUUUGUAUUCAAUUCAUAUUUUGUAAUACCUUAAGCAUUUAAAAAAUUAUUGAAAAUACAAUUUCCAUUCAUGUACAAAGUAUUGUCAGUUUUACAUAAUUUUGUUUUCAAUGCUAAUUUAAGAAAAAAUGUGAUUCACAGUUAAGAAAUGCAAAUUAGAAAAAAAAUGAAUAACCAAUAUUACAUAUAUACCGUUAAUAUAUAUUUAUAUAUUUUUAACCAAUAGGUUUAUAAAAUAAAAUUUAAAACCCUAAAAAUUUUUAGUAUGUUUUUGGAGGAAUGUUUAGUUUGCAAGUUGAGAAUACAAUCAGAGGGUUUAAAAUGCUAUCCCUUAUGGUACUUAGCCAUAUUUAGAAAAUAUCGUAGCACGUGUGUAAUGAGUUGUAAUUUAAACAAAUUUUAAUAUAAACACAAUCUGUUAUUUGUCAUAUGUCCUAAUAUUUUUUUUGUAGAUUUUAAGUGUUUUAAUUAAGAGCUGUGACAGAACAGGAAGCUGUAGAAUGUUACUAUCCUUAUGAUAGAUGAUCUUCUGUGAAGUCAUUGUAGUCAGUAUUAAAACUUUUAUACAAAUUAUUUUAGUAACAAUUAGCAAAAAGUAAGAAUGAACUUAGUACAUACAUUGUAAGUGGAAAAUAUCCAUGUGUUUGUAAAUAUUCUACCAUGUAUUAUCCUGAAACGUACCCAAUUAGUUUUGUUUGCGGUUUAGAUUUUGUUGCGGGGUGGAUUAUUGUGUCAAAAUAUGAUGUGGAGAGAAUGUAAGCAGACUAGGAUAAUAUUUUAUUUGCCUAAUAUUUUAAUUUUUAUAUUUUAAUUGUAUAUUUUAAGUCCUUACUUUGCCUAAAAAGCAAUAUUUGCUUAUACUAUAUAAUAAACUGAGUUUAUGGAAUUGACUUGAUGAAAUGAAAUGAAGAAUGUCUGUAUUAGAGGUGAAGUAUGAGUAUUUGUAUUUGUGGUACCUAUUUUUUUCUGUAAUAACAGUAGUAACUAUUGUAAUUUAACAUGAUUUUUUCUUGUUUCUGUUUUUAAACCAAAUUAAACUAACGGUUAUGAUAUUUUUCUUGUCCAAUAAUCGAUGUAAUGAGGUCAAAAUAAACAAGAUUCUACUUUACCAUUAUUUUUUAACAACUGACUACUUAGUUACAUUUAAUGAAACUUUUAAGACGGUUAUUUCCGUAACUAAUGUUUGUAUAAAUAUAUGUAUUUUGUUACUCAUUUAGCACUCAGUACAUAGUGAUUUUACUCAUAAAAUAUGUGGAUAACUAAUCUAGGAAUCAUAAUUUUGUUGUUUAAAACCACGUUAUUUACAAAUUGUACAUGUUAUAUGUGAUAUUAAAAUGUAUAUUUUGUUGAGGCAUGUGCAUGAAGUCUAAUUGAUGUGCAGAGUACUUAAUAAUACUGAUAUUCACAGAACAUUAAUUAUGCAAUUUUGAUAUUAAAAUGUAAACAUUAUUUAAUUAUAAACUUAUUUCAAACUCUGUUUCUAAGUUAGCCUCUAUUUUUUUAAAUAUUUUAAGUGUAUGAUUGUAUUAAGUUACUAGUAUCAAGUAAACUUGUGUUUUGAUUGAAAUAUAUCAUAAGAUACAAUCUAUGUUAAUGGUGAUCUCUUCUACUACAUUAGACAAUCUCAUUAAACUGCUAACAAUCUAUAUUUUGGUAAUCAUUGUUAAUUAUUGUAAUUUUAUGAUUAUAUAUUUAUAUUUGAUGUCUGAUUAUAUUUUUUAAUAAAACUGUCCAAAACCGU
Molecule: messenger RNA, 4240 nt
Organism: Homalodisca vitripennis (glassy-winged sharpshooter)
Lineage: Eukaryota; Metazoa; Arthropoda; Insecta; Hemiptera; Cicadellidae
Product: SET domain-containing protein 4
Exons: 2
Coding region: 411-1034 (207 amino acids)
Biological process (GO): peptidyl-lysine trimethylation; peptidyl-lysine monomethylation; peptidyl-lysine dimethylation
Molecular function (GO): histone H3K36 methyltransferase activity; transcription coactivator activity; histone H3K4 methyltransferase activity
Source: RefSeq, a predicted model, not a curated record